AUGCCAGAGGUAAUCUUGGUGUCUCCCUGUCCUAGGCUGCCCGUAACGUCCUCCGUAUUCGACGAGAACAGCAACUACUUACUGCAAGAGGAAUCUGAGAGCAAGCAUUGCAGAGACAAGGAAGGGCAGAACGACCCAGCGGAGCAGCAAGUGUUCUUGUCUUGUAGGAUUUCUGCACAGGAAAGUGAUGUCCCACCCGUCCAGAGCACUGAUGGAAGAAACGACCAUAUGGUUCAGUCAGAGGACCCUGUAGAUCAUAAGGAAGAACCCAAAGAGUAUAAGAUUGCUGAAGAUAACAAAGACCUUAAGGAAAACAGUCUGGAGGAAGCCGCACACUCCUCUCGAAAUGGAGACCAGAGGAGCAGAGCGGACAAAAAGCCGAAGGAGCAUAAUGAAGUAAAGAAGAAAGAUCGCCACGAGGGUAAAGACAAGAGGGACUCUGAGAAGGACAAAUCGCAGGAGAAAACCACAGACAGAGUAAAGGCGGAAGAACAGGAGCAGAAGAAGGCAAGUUAUGCAAAGGAGCAAAAGGACCGCUCCAAGUCCAAGGAGGACGGACACAAGGAUGGACACAAGGACCGCUCCAAGUCCAAGGAGGAUGGACACAAGGACCGCUCCAAGGAGGUUGGACACAAGGACCGCUCCAAGUCCAAGGAGGAUGGACACAAGAACCGCUCCAAGGAGGAUGGACACAAGGACCGUUCCAAGUCCAAUGAAGAAAAACACAAGGACCGCUCCAAGGAAGACAGACACAAGGCCUCUGGGCAGAGCAAGCACCAGGUAAAGGAGGAAACUCCAGACACCCAUGCACUUCACAAAGACAAUGGAAAGGACACAAAGGCUGGAGUUCUGAAGAUGACCCUAGUGGAUCUGGACCUGUUUCAGGAAGCCCUGACCGAUGAUAAGAGGCACAAGUUGAAGGACAGCACCAAGGGGAAGUCCCUGGACAAGAAAACAUCUGGCGAAAAGCAAAAGGAUCAGCACAAAAAGAGUGAUAAAGACACUAAAAGGCAUCACAGUGAGGAAACAAAAGGUAUAAAGAGAGAACUGGAAGAAGUAGUAGUGGAGGCAGAACAGAAGAAAUCAAAGGUGGAUCCCGAGAAAGACGAGAAGGUCCAGGAGAAGGAGAAAUCAAGGAGCAAAGCAAGCAAAAAGAGGAAGAAUGCAGAAGACGAGGAAGGAGACACCAAAGCCAAGAGGACCAAGGAGGCCAAGCAGAAAGAGGAGGACUCCAAGUGGAAGUGGUGAGGUCACACUGCUGUUGUAGUGGAUGAUG
This is a messenger RNA of Bufo gargarizans (Asiatic toad), 1276 nucleotides long. Its product is annotated as pre-mRNA-splicing factor 38B-like. NCBI's taxonomy places the organism in Eukaryota, Metazoa, Chordata, Amphibia, Anura, Bufonidae. The coding region runs from base 1 to 1248 and encodes 415 amino acids. The record is from RefSeq and is a predicted model, not a curated record. The transcript is spliced from 3 exons.